Molecule: messenger RNA, 1212 nt
Organism: Vicia villosa (hairy vetch)
Lineage: Eukaryota; Viridiplantae; Streptophyta; Magnoliopsida; Fabales; Fabaceae
Product: MLO-like protein 6
Exons: 12
Coding region: 1-1212 (403 amino acids)
Biological process (GO): defense response
Cellular component (GO): membrane
Source: RefSeq, a predicted model, not a curated record
AUGGCAGGAGGAGGAGGAAGAAGCUUAACUGAAACACCUACUUGGGCUGUUGCAGUUGUUUGUUUUGUUAUACUUUUAAUAUCUAUCGCCAUUGAACACACCUUCCACUUCAUCGGAAAUUGGUUGAAGAAGAAACACAAAAGCGCUCUACACGAGUCAUUAGAAAAAAUCAAAUCAGAGUUAAUGUUAUUGGGAUUCAUAUCAUUGUUACUAACGGUAGGAGAGGGUUUAAUAUCGAAGAUAUGUAUAUCCGAAAAGGUUGCAGCCACGUGGCAUCCUUGUAGCAACAAUGCAGCUAAAGGGGAAGAUUUCGAAGAUGAAUCCGAUGGCCACCACCGGAGAUUACUAGCGGAUUCGCGACGUAUAUUGGCCGGUGGAGGAUUUGAUAAAUGUGCGGAAAAUGGAAAAGUAGCAUUUGUGUCUGCAGGCGGAAUUCAUCAGCUUCAUAUAUUUAUCUUUGUUUUGGCGGUUUUUCAUGUUCUUUAUUGCAUACUUACUCUGGCUCUAGGCAGAGCAAAGAUGAGAAGAUGGAAAAGAUGGGAAGAGGAAACCAAGACUCUUGAGUACCAAUUUACACAUGAUCCUGAGAGGUUCAGAUUUGCUAAUGAGACUUCAUUUGGAAGAAGACACUUGAGUUUUUGGACUAAAAAUCCUAUACUCAUUUGGAUUGUAUGUUUCUUCAGGCAAUUUGUAAGGUCUGUUCCUGAAGUGGAUUACUUAACCUUAAGACAUGGAUUUAUGAUGGCACAUUUGGCACCUUCAAGUCACCAGACAUUUGACUUUAGACAAUACAUCAAAAGGUGUUUGGAAGAAGAUUUUAAAGUUGUAGUAGAAAUCAGUCCUCCACUAUGGUUCAUUGCAGUGUUCUUCCUCCUAUUCCAUACUCAUGGAUGGAACUCUUAUCUAUGGCUACCAUUUGUUCCUUUAAUUAUUGUUCUUUUGGUUGGAACAAAGUUGCAAGUGAUCAUAACUCAAAUGGGUCUAAGAAUCUCAAAACAAGGAAUGGUGGUAAAGGGUGAGCCAGUGGUGCAGCCUGGGGAUGAUCUCUUUUGGUUUAACAAACCUAGACUUAUUCUUUACCUUAUAAAUUUUGUACUCUUUCAGAAUGCCUUUCAACUUGCUUUCUUUUCAUGGACUGCUUUUCAAUUUGGAUUAAAAUCAUGUUACAAUUCUCGUUCAGAGGAUGUGGUGAUUAGAAUCUCCAUGGGGUAA